Cynoglossus semilaevis (tongue sole) is the source of this 1420-nucleotide messenger RNA. RefSeq names its product radial spoke head component 9 (gene rsph9). The coding region runs from base 513 to 1340 and encodes 275 amino acids. The transcript is spliced from 5 exons. Gene Ontology annotation, biological process: motile cilium assembly; cilium movement involved in cell motility; axoneme assembly. Gene Ontology annotation, cellular component: radial spoke; axoneme. The record is from RefSeq and is a predicted model, not a curated record. Lineage: Eukaryota; Metazoa; Chordata; Actinopteri; Pleuronectiformes; Cynoglossidae.
GUAGUUUUGUUUAUGUUGUAUCACAUUCCCAUUAAAAUACAGUGCAUUUUUAGUGAGUACAAUUUAAUGUCCGUAAUUCGUGAUGAUUAGACUUGUCUCAAUCAUCUAUCUUUAUAAUCUACACGUGCGUAUGAAUAGUACGUAUACACAUAUAUCCUUAAAUUCACUCCCUGAACACAGACUACGUCACUUCCGAUGUAAGAACGCACAUUUAGAAAGAUUAAGAAUGAAGAAAAAAAAAUAAAAAGCGAUAGAAAAAACAAAACAAAACACGUGUCUGACAUGAAAGGGAAGCGUGAAACCCUUCAAUAUCUUUAAUGCGUAUUCUUUCCUUUGAAUUUUUUUUCCAUCGUGUCAACGGGGUUUGUUGACAUUAGCAACCACUGUAGCUAAGAAGGCAGUGGUGGCGGAUGUAAAGUGCCGUUAAGAAAUCUAAACCUAAACAGGUGUUUAAUUAGCUGUUAAACUAUAAACCGAUAAUUCAGACGUACGUCGGUGUCAUUAGUGUAACAAUGGACGCAGACUCGUUACACUAUUCCCUGGAACUUGUCGCCGGAAGCGGGAACAUUUUAAACACAGAACACAGAACAGCACUACAGACUUCAUUACUGAUUUUAAGGAAAAAUUACAAAUUCAAUAGAGUUCUUUUUUGGGGUAAAAUUAUGGGAAUAAAGGAGGAUUAUUUUAUUGCCCAGGGAAGAGGAGAUGAUGAGCUGAAGGAUAAAAAGAACCUGUACAGCUUCAACUGUAUGGACUGGUUCCUGCUGCCUCCUGCCACAAUCCCUAUGAUCGAAGAAGUUUCCAAAGCUGCCACUGGUCGCUUCAUGGGCGACGCAUCACAUGUGUAUGAGAAUACGAUCCUCAAAAAAGUAGGAGAUGAAGAUGAAGUGGAGGAAGAACUGGUGAAAACUACUGAGGAGCACAGACUGGCAGUGACGAUUCAUCUGAUUGAUGAUGAAUCUUCUGUGAUACCACGAGGCGCGUUCAUCAAGAAUCCACAUGGCUUUGUUCAGGUCAACCGCUGCUUUGAAGGACUGACAGAAUCACAAGCGGCAAAGCUUGACAGUUUUCUACACUUCAGGGAUCCCAAGACUCUGAAGAAGAAAUCUCUUCUUGAGUUGAGUGAGCUGAACCAAACGAUUGACUUCCUGGACCUUCUGACUGAUGAUGUCCCUAAAGGGAUGUGGAGUCUUCAGUUUGAAAAUGCCAACAAAGUCCUGAUACUGCGCUGCCUGUUGUGGCUGGGAAUGACCUUCUACCAUGUCCCAAUGACACCGCAGCACGGAUACAUCUACAUCGGUGAUGGAGUCAGGAACUUGGACCUUUCCUUCAUGUUGUAGUGAUAAUUUGGUAUGACAUUCAAGAUGGAAGCCUAAGAAAUGCAGCAGUAUGGCAGAUUUUUUAAACAAUAUAUAGCAUG